Molecule: messenger RNA, 849 nt
Organism: Lachnellula hyalina
Lineage: Eukaryota; Fungi; Ascomycota; Leotiomycetes; Helotiales; Lachnaceae
Product: Arylesterase
Exons: 2
Coding region: 1-849 (282 amino acids)
Molecular function (GO): hydrolase activity
Source: RefSeq, a predicted model, not a curated record
AUGCCGGCCCAAACUCCAAACAUCUUCUUUCCACCAAACUAUAAACCCGGAGAGUUACUACCGUUGUAUUUGAACAUACACGGCGGUGGGUUUGCGGUUUGCGACCCCCAAAACGAUGACGAGUUCUGUGUCAUGUGGGCAAAGCGCACGGGAAUGUUGAUUGUAUCUCUCGACUACUCCAAAGCGCCCCUUUACCCGUUCCCAGUAGCUGUUUACGAUGUCGCUGCCCUCGCCAACGCUGUGCUCGCCGAUACAAGCCUACCCAUUGACAAGACCCGAGUCGUGAUCGGCGGUUUCAGUGCAGGCAGCAACUUGGCGCUUUGUGCAAGCCAGCUGCCAGGUUUAAAUGGUCAUAUCAAGGCCGCCUUGACGUUCUACCCGAUAGUAGAUUGGGGUCAUCCUCCGAAUGAGAAGUUAGAAAUGCGUGCUUAUAAAGGGGGCCCAAAAGACCACUUAGAAGUCCCGAGCUACUGGUUUGACUGGGGAUACGUUGCUCCGGGUCAAAACCGUCGGGAUCCCUUACUCAGUCCUUGCUAUGCUAGGAAACAGGACCUCCCGCCUUGGAUCUAUAUUAUUGGGGCACAAUGGGAUAUGCUGAGGCUGGAAAGCCAGGACAUGAUUCACGACCUUGCGGGGUUAAAGUAUUUGGAAGAUCAGGAAGCAGACUUUGAGAAUGGCACAAAAUCACCACAGAAGAAGAAGAAGAGGGAGGGAAAAUGCGAACCUAUUUACGAGGAGGCACAUGCGUGGUUAAAGAAAGCUUUGGCGAAAGAGGAUUGUGAGAUACCGCCCAGAAUAGCGCCUGAAACGUUUUUAAGAAAAUAUUCACUGGUUUCCUCAGAGCUGUAG